AUGGUACUACAGUAUGAUGAGAGCGUUCGCAACCUGCUGUAUCGGAGAUCAUGCCAAUACACGCAGGAGUCGAGAGCAUGGUUUAUUCAACAGAUGGAGGAGGCCAAGAAGCAGAAUGUCGAGACAUACAUCGGCACCGAAGGCACCGAGGGGACCUCCUUCAUCUCCAUGACUCUCCUGGGCAUCUCCUCGAUGUUUGUUCGACAAGAAGACAAAUUGAAAACAAAGCUCAUGGAGCUGGGGCUCAUGGUAGACUCAGUCGAUGGAGGCGACAAGGCCAUCAUGUGGAAAGCACCUUACAGACCUGAGAUAGCACGAGCAGACGACAUCUCAGUCACCGUCUCCUUCCUUCGGAAUGAAGCAGCCAUGGAGCUAUGGGAAGGCAGGAAAGAAUACACUAUAGACGGCAGAGCGUUUAAAGCAACGGAAGGUGCUGGGCAGAGAGGUCGCAAGGGGCCGAGCCCGAAGACGUAUGUCGCUGUUGGGGCAAGUACCGGAACUCUCCAGCAAAAAGAGCUAGAGUGGGUGCUGAGCUCGCCUUCGACGGCAAGUUGCGAGCAGACCUUGGCCUCGUUCAGAGAGAGCGAGGCGAUGGAGGGGGUGCACCUGACCCUCAUCAGCGACGACGCCAAGCUCAGAGAGACGUUUGCAGUCGAGCUCACAGCCGACACCUUCGUUCCUAGGGGAAAGAUCGCUAAGCAAAGGAGGGCACUUCGCGAGAGAGAUCAUGCGGGGCGCAGCAGCUUCAGAGUGCAGAUCAAGUCGAGGUCAAGCAUGAGCACAGGCCGCUUCUCGAGGAAGGAGAUGGAAGCACUGUGCGGAGGAGGUAACACAUCGAUCACGAGAGUCAAGCGAGCCAUGUUGGAAUUAGCAAGAAGGAUAGGCGUGACGCCGGUCAGCGUCGAGGUCGAGGAGGAUCGUGACACGCUCAGCUGGGAUGGGAGCCUGAUAGCUCUCUCCCUGGCGACCAAGGCAGAGGCUCGACGCUUGAUGGACGACAUGCACUUCUACUUGGAAGGGAUUCUGGAAGUUAAGCUGGAAGCUAUGGGUUUUAAGCUUAACCCUCAGCAUGAGGAGGAGAGGAGCCCGAGCAGCGAGGAGCAAGCCCAAGAGUCCCAAGGGCAGCAGCAAGGCGCUGGAUGGCUGGAGCUCAGCGACAUCGACAGGAUCACCAUGGAAGCAGCGUCGCCGUCAGGGCCAGUCGAUCAUGGCAACAGGUCUUGGUCGACCUCUCGUCGAUGCUCUUGGAGACAUCAGAGGAGGAGCUGCUAG
This is a messenger RNA of Guillardia theta CCMP2712, 1272 nucleotides long. RefSeq lists its product as hypothetical. Bases 1 to 1272 code for a protein of 423 amino acids. The record is from RefSeq and is a predicted model, not a curated record. The transcript is spliced from 3 exons. NCBI's taxonomy places the organism in Eukaryota, Cryptophyceae, Pyrenomonadales, Geminigeraceae.